Molecule: messenger RNA, 1612 nt
Organism: Acanthochromis polyacanthus (spiny chromis)
Lineage: Eukaryota; Metazoa; Chordata; Actinopteri; Pomacentridae
Gene: nono
Product: non-POU domain containing, octamer-binding
Exons: 1
Coding region: 133-1452 (439 amino acids)
Biological process (GO): regulation of DNA-templated transcription
Cellular component (GO): nucleus
Molecular function (GO): RNA binding
Source: RefSeq, a predicted model, not a curated record
CAAUACGUCGCACGGAAUUUAGGUCAUAAUAACGUCGCGGCAGUCUCGCCAUUUUUGCUGCUCUUUGUGCAACAUCGUUUGCAGAGAGUUUGCUUGAUUUCAACAAGCCAUUUGCCUAAUUCGGUCACAAAAAUGCAGGGAAACAGAGGGCCCCAGCAGAACCACGGUCCCAACCGCCCGGGAGACCAAAUGAAAGGCGAGGGAACCAACGGCCAGCAGCCCGAGCCCAGCGAGCAGACCAACCCCAACGAGGCCUUAACGCUGGACCCGCAGAGCUUCAGGAAGCCCGGAGAGAGGACCUUCACCCAGCGGAGCAGGCUGUUUGUGGGAAACCUGCCGACUGGGACCACCGAGGAGGAUCUGGAGACGCUAUUCGCCAAGUAUGGAAAAGCCAAUGAGAUCUUCAUCAACAAAGAGAGAGGCUUCGGCUUCAUUCGGCUGGAGACAAGGAUCAUAGCAGAGAUCGCCCGAGCCGAGCUGGAUGACACCCCAUUCAGAGGCAGGCCCAUUCGGGUGAGGUUCGCCACACACGGCGCUGCUUUAAGUGUGAAGAAUCUGCCGGAGUUUGUGUCCAACGAGCUCCUGGAAGAAGCCUUUGCUGUGUUUGGUCAGAUAGAGAGGGCUGUGGUCAUCGUGGAUGACCGAGGGAGGCCCACAGGGAAGGGGAUCGUGGAGUACACCUCAAAGCCAGCUGCUAGAAAGGCUUUGGAUAAGUGCAGUGAUGGUGCUUAUCUCCUCACAGCAUUUCCUCGACCCAUUACAGUGGAGCCUAUGGAGCAGUUUGAUGAAGAGGAGGGACUGUCAGAGAAAUUGAUAAACAAAAACCAGCAGUAUCACAAAGAGCGUGAGCAGCCACCUCGAUUUGCCCAGCCUGGCUCCUUCGAGUACGAGUAUGCCAUGCGCUGGAAAGCCCUGAUGGAGAUGGAGAAGCAGCAGUAUGAAAUGGUGGACCGCAACAUGAAGGAGGCCCAGGAGAAGCUGGAGACUGAGAUGGAGGCGGCCAGACACGAGCAUCAGGUGAUGCUGAUGAGGCAGGACCUGCUGAGGCGGCAGGAGGAGCUGAGAAGGAUGGAGGAGCUCCACAGUCAGGAGGUGCAGAAGAGGAAGCAGGCCGAGCUCCGGCAGGAGGAGGAACGCCGGAGGAGAGAGGAGGAGAUGAGGAUGCGCAAUGAGGAGAUGAUGAAGAGGCAGCAGGAGGGCUUCAGGGGCAACUUCUCGGAAAAUAGGGAGCAAGAAAUGAGGAUGCAUAUGGGCGGCCACGGGAUGCCGAUGAACAGAAACUCUCUGGGUGGUAACUCUGGUUCUGCUGGUACUGCUGGCAUGGCUGCUGAGAAUGCUCCGAUGAUGGCAGGACCAGGAAACAACAACAACAUGCCAGGAGGCCAGGGUGGCUUCCCCAGAGGUCUCCCCGGCCCUGGAGACUAUGGACCUAAUAAGCAGCGCAGAUUUUGAAUCACAUGUCUCUUCGCUCCCUUUUCAUACUCACUGUUCUUUAUGUUCAGGUAGUAAAGGUUCCUUUUGAACUUUGAACACUGCAUGUACUUUUUUGUACCUUUUUAUUUGUACUUUUGAAUUCCGUUUUAGUACUAAAAUGUCAAACCCUUCCACACGA